AUGUCCAUCAAAGAGCAGGAGAUGAAUAUUAUCUCAGGUGUUGCAGUUCACAGCAGUUCAAGGCCUGUUUACUCAGAACAUUCUCACAAAAGGACACUUGAAGAAUGCUACAACAUUGCAAAGAAGUAUGUGGACAAAUCUGAGGAUGAGAUAACAUUGCUGGACUAUUCAUAUGAGAUUGAUAAACUGGAAGAUCAUAAAAUCAUAGGUCCAGUUAAGAGAAGAAAGAUGAACACGGGUUAUACGUUUGCUCAAGUCAAUGAAUUGGUGAAGAAUGCCAUGGCCUCCAAAUCUUUGAUGACUUCUCGCCCAAAUUGGCAACCGAAAUUUUCCAUGGAGGAUUAUGCUAUUGCCAAAACCGUAAUCCUCCAUGAUAUAGAAAACUGUCAAUACCCCAAAAAUUGUGAUCCUCUGCUGAUUACGAAGUUUGCUGAAUAUGCAAAGAUGGCUUUGGUACAAGCUGGAUUUACAGGACCAAUUCAUGAUUUCUAUGGAGUGGGAGAUGUGGAUAUGGUAUUUGGUCCUCCUUGGAGUGAGAAGAGGAGAGCUAUUGAAUCUUCAGGCAUCAUACUCAUCGAUGUUCCCAAGAGAUUCAACUCAGAUGGAACUCCUGUAAAGGAUUUGGCUGACAAGGAGCUCAUGAAUAGGAUGUUCAAUUGGGUGUGUCACAACCUGAUCCCAGCAAACAUUGUGUUGGCUUCGAGUGAUAAAGACUAUCUUCGAGCCUUGCAUACUUUGGAAAACAAUGGUGGAAUCAAUCCAGUUGUUGUCCAUGGACCUGAUCAGUCAACUGCAGAGGAGAUGAGGAAUCGAACCAGUAUUGCCUUCUACUGGGAUUCGUUCUACAGAGGAGGAGCUCCUUACAGGAAGAAGACUGCGUAG
Molecule: messenger RNA, 882 nt
Organism: Microthlaspi erraticum
Lineage: Eukaryota; Viridiplantae; Streptophyta; Magnoliopsida; Brassicales; Brassicaceae
Source: the annotation of a GenBank genome assembly